AUGAAUAAUACUACAAAUGAAACUAUAAAUGAAGCUACGAAUGAUGCUAUGAAUAAAGCUAUGAAUGAAGCUACGAACAAAGCUAUGAAUGAGGCUACGAACAAAGCUAUGAAUGAUACAAUGAAUAAAGCUACAAAUGAUGCCACAAACAAUACCACAGAUAAUACUAUGAACAUUAUUAUGGGCAUAAAAAAUACCAUAAACAUGAACAUGAACAAUACUAUAAGCAUGAAUGAUACUAUGAACAUGAACAAUGCUAUAAGUAUGAACGAUGCUAUGAAUAUGAACAAUGCUAUAAGUAUGAACAAUGCCAUAAAUAUGAACAUUAAUGAUACUAUAAGCAUGAAUAAUAGAAUGAAUACUGAUAACUAUUUUUUAAUAUCUGAAAAGGAACAGAAUAAUCUUAAUAUUAACAAUGCUCAAAUUCAGACCUCUAUUUUUAGAUUUUUUUAUAACGAUGAUUCUGAUAUAAUCGUAUCAACUUACCAGUAUAAUCUUCAUAUAGAAGAUCCUUUUGAUGACUGGUUAUCUGUUGAUAUAUUUAUAUACCAAUAUUGUCUUGAACAUGGAUUUGGAUAUCAAAUUUUCCAUAAUGAUAAAGAUCCAGACAAUCACUCCAUUACUUACCGCAAGUCUUUUCAUUGCUCAUCAAGUGAAAAUUAUAAAGCUCAAAAAAUAUUGAUUAGAAUUCGCAUUGUUUGCGAGUUAGAAAUUCUUAAGGAAAAAUACCCACAUCAUGAACAAGCUAUUUAUAAUAUGAUUUACAAGAAUUGUAAUAAUAGAAAUGAAAUAAAUUCCGAUUCAGGCUCAUUUCUUAAUGCUCUUUAUGAAAAAGUUCAAGAUGCAAACUGGAAAGUAUUUGUUUGGCAUACUGAAGAUAUAUUGGAUGAACUACAAGCAACUUUACAAUCUCUUUUAAGCAAUUUGGAAUCUAAAAAUAUAAUUGAAACUUGGAGAGUUCGUCGUAUAGGUGGACUUUCACAUAAAGAGAAUUUGGUAAUACUAUUUGCUAAUGGAUCCCAUAUUUGUACUUAUUUUAAUGUUAAAAACUCUUCUGUACUUACUACAUUAGAAUCACCUUCUAAUAGUUCAUUUCAAGUAACUUUUGCUUUUCAAAGCAUACAAAAUUUCAAUAAAUCUACUUAUAACGAAGUUGAUCACAAACAUGUUUUAGAAAGAAAUCAAUAUGGAAUUGCUUUUUCAAUAGCCAAAACAGCUAUUAACAUUGCUUUAGAAAACAAUAAAGAUGCUGAAUUGAAUAUUAGUACUGAAAAUUACAACUCUAAACAAAAUCAGAAUACAAGUGAAAUAAUUUCAUUACAACAGCAUUCAAUUAAUCAAAUUAUUAGCCCUAAAGUUACUAAAAUUCAUGGCACUCUAUGUAAAAAAAGAAUUAAGACUAGUAUAGAGAUAUCAAAAGAAAAAGUAUUAAAUGAAAUUUCGAAUACUGUUCAAGAAGCUAAUUAUAGUGAAACAAGCUCAAAACAGCAACACAAGUGUUUGAUAUAUAAAAAGCCAGAUCAUUAUCAGAAGAAAUGUCCUUUA
This is a messenger RNA of Dentiscutata erythropus, 1545 nucleotides long. NCBI's taxonomy places the organism in Eukaryota, Fungi, Glomeromycota, Glomeromycetes, Diversisporales, Gigasporaceae. The record is from the annotation of a GenBank genome assembly.